CUCUCAAUCACACACAAUGCCCUCCCCGCGGCGGUCAGGCCGCACGACCAGCACACCAGCCGAUCGCAACUCGAGAUGGCACAACAAAUUGUCACCCCGCCAGAAGUCGCCCUCUCCCACAAACCUCUCCGACGACACUAUGCACCCUCAGUCGGGUACCCUCAACUCUCCCGAAGAAUCUCGCCAGACACGCAGAGCCACCAGAGCUCAGCACACACACUCCGACGACGUCGAUCAACAGAGCCAGCCCAAUGACGCAGAGGAUGCCGACGGCGACGACGAGAUUACCCGCUGUAUCUGUGGCCUACAAGACUACCCAGACNAACGCUACUCGCGCUACCUACCCGUCAUGAAGCCCGAACCCAAGAGUGCACGGAAAUCCUCCCUCACAAAAGAAACAGAGUCGGCAAAAGCUCGUAGAGAACAACGAGAAAGCCAAAACAGAGCCAGCGUGGAGUCGUCAACAGGCAAGAGGAGGUCUACAAUGAACAGCCGCCAGGCCUAUGACGACGAAGAGACAUUACGUCGAAUCAUCGAAGAGACCAAGGAUGUCGGCGAGUCAACCCCAGCAGUGCGCAAGGGAAAGCGCGGACGAGACGACAGCGAAGACUCCAGACACGAAAUCAAGCGCCAACGGACGGGUUCGGAAUCGCCCAAUCCUCCAUCGACCUUCAACACGGGCUCGUUGGACGCAGAUUCAGACGACGACGGCACACACCCCAAGUCGAACAAGAAAGCACGUAGUGCAGCCGCCGAGGUCUUGAGACAAAGAGAAGCUAGAGAACGUGAGCGCAUGCGUGAUGAGAAGCGCAAAGAAGCUGCAGGAAGACGAAGCGAAAGAGCUGGACGAAGGAGAGCAGAUGGUACGCUGGACCAAGACGACGAGCAAACAAGACCAAUUGGAUUGACUAUUCACGCAGAGUCAGAUCCGCUUGACGACACACCGAGACCCAUGGGUACACCCAUUCUGCCUGCAUCACAGNCCUCCCAGCCCGCCUGCUUCAGCGCCACCGAUGGCCCCAGAAAGUUCACACAAGAAGGGCACGGCCAAGAAGCAGAAACGGCUAGGUCGCAACCAAUACUCGGCAGCGAAAGCNCACUUCAAAUCCUACAGAGGCCACUUCAGUCAACCCGAACGCCAGCAGUGGCGAUGACCCAACGACCAACAGCACGUCCGACUCCAAGAACAGCCCCAGCAGCAACAACGAAACACCCGCCANUAGCCACAUCCGCACCUCCUGCCAAACCAAAACCCGGCAAAUGGGGCGGUCGAGCCAAGAACCCGCGACAAGCCGCCAUCCAAGAAGCCGAGAUUGUCACCAAAGAUAACCGCGAGAACAAGAGUCAAAUGACCAUAACCGACAUGAAGAAACGGACAGGCAUGAUGAUGGACUACAUCGUAAAAGCACAGGUCGACAUGGCCGGCGACCGCACACCACUGAAUGCUCAACUGCAAGCCGAGCAAUCUGCCGACUUCAAGGAGCUCAGCAGUAGGGAGAUGAUGGACGUCUUGACCAGACACAUCAUGACAUGGCAANAGGAAUAUGCAGGCGAAGCUGCUACAACCACCACUGCCUCUUCGCUCGUCGUA
Messenger RNA from Aureobasidium uvarum, 1591 nucleotides. Lineage: Eukaryota; Fungi; Ascomycota; Dothideomycetes; Dothideales; Saccotheciaceae. The record is from the annotation of a GenBank genome assembly.